UGGCUAGCUUAUUCUGUCAUCCAUGCCAAAAUUUCCAUUCCACGUCUGGCAAGUGCUUGCAAGGAUGAACAAAUAACUGCAGAGUGGUUACAAAUGCAGCAUGAACUAAGCCUGAGGAAACUAAUAGAGGGUUCAGACUUUCAAGAGGAACUGAAGUAUGACUUCAAUAUAAAAGGGGAACUGAGGCAUCUGGAUACAAAUGAGUCCUUUGUUUUCAAUUAUUACAAGAAUGCACAAGAGCGGAAUCAUAAACGCUAUCAAAUUUUGGGACAUUUGAUUACCCAAUAUGUUUAUGAGCUCCUGGAAAGAGUCUGCAUGCUGCAGAAAGUUUAUAUUCCUACUGAUGCUACAGGGGAUGAACCAAGAAGUUUCUUUUUCAUGAGUGAGAAUGCACUAACAAGUUCCUCUAGCCUUGUUGUCCUUCUCCAAGACCGUGGAGUUUUCCAUGCCGGGCAGUGGGGGCGAAAGACGAUUGUCAACGAGGGACUGGAGCAUGGAACACAAAUACCGUUCAUCAAAAUGGCCCUUCAAAGCCACGGCGGAGUGAUUGUACUGAAUCCCAAUGACAACUUUGUUGAUCUGAAGACUGAAAAGGAAAGGGAAGAAUCACUCACUUCUAUGCAGUCCAUCUGGUGGAUUCCCAAGAGGGGCAGCAGCAGCCCCGAGGAACAUACCAUGUAUGUAUGGGAUCAUUUCAUUUCAAAGAGUGCAGCCAAGAAUGUGGCCUUCGUUGCCCAUGGCUAUGGUGGUUUGGUGUUCAUUGAUCUGCUGGUGCAGAGAAAAUGGGAGGUAAUGAAUCAAGUGUACUCUGUGGCAUUCAUCGACUCCAUGCACAACACACAGCACCAGACUAGAAGCGAUCCGCAAAUGCAAGAAUGGAUACAGAAGUACUGCCGUGAGUGGGUGUCAAACAGUAAGCCUCUAGAUAAAGCUGUGGGUUCUCUCAUGAAAGCAAAUUGUCCUACUGUCUCUGCUGGAACAGAGAAGUAUGAUUUAGCACCCUCCUGCUGCUUACAUGCCAUCUUUAAGUACCUGAAGAGCACGCUGAAAGCCAAGACCACAACAGCCUUUAGGCAUUCACCCAUUGCAACCAGAAGCAGCACAAGUAAGAAGAGAGGCAAUAAAUAA
Molecule: messenger RNA, 1128 nt
Organism: Pterocles gutturalis (yellow-throated sandgrouse)
Lineage: Eukaryota; Metazoa; Chordata; Aves; Pterocliformes; Pteroclidae
Gene: ARB2A
Product: family with sequence similarity 172, member A
Exons: 2
Biological process (GO): regulatory ncRNA-mediated heterochromatin formation
Cellular component (GO): nucleus
Molecular function (GO): siRNA binding
Source: RefSeq, a predicted model, not a curated record